AAAUAACGAACGUGUAUCCGAUGUUUUUCGCGACCCAGUGCCAUAUAUAUACAUAUUCGUCCACUAUUUGUGUUUAUUUGUUUUCGCCGCUCCUCGCUUGUUCCUGUCACUAGCGUUGCGUCACGUCACGUCAAACGCGUCGCGGUCUUCGAGGGGCGCGUGUCCAAUCGUCGGUGACAUCCGCGAUUUUUCAAAUUUGAACCGCUGGGAAUCGAUUCGACCGGUGCCGUUUAACCUCCCGGGCGCGAAAUUGCUCGAGGAGACGCGCGAACGUGAUGUGAAGGAUCGCUGACCCGUUCGUUUGGCCAGCCUUUCUCGUUGAAUACUUCGCUGCGCGAGGAGACAACAAAGGACUCGACGAUGUUCACGCCGAUAAAAGGCUUCGGCGGGUUGAGCGACACGCUGCUAAACACACCUCAGCCGCAGGCGUCGUCCACCGUUCGCAGAAGGAGCCCAUUGGAUAAUAGAUUUAACGAUAAGCACAGCAUGAACAAAACACAGGAUGAACAAAAUAUAACAUACGAGGAAGUGGCACAGAAUGAAAAGGAGUCAUCGUUAGGUCUCUUGCAUGAUAUAUCACUUCGCACAAAUAUGAGUACAAUAGAGAGUGAGCCGAAAUUGAAUUAUCCACAUACAGAUGCAACGCUUGAACGUGCCAGAAAACUUGUUCAGAGAUGCAGUGAUACUAGAAACUCUUUUCUAACUACAGAAACAAAUAAAGAAAAUAAUGCCAAUGUGCAAAAUUUAACAAGCAACUUAGCUGUUUCAAAUUUUAAUUUGCCAAAUGAGGUUGGUAUACUUGAAUCAAAUCAUGAGUCCAAUAUUAAUCGUUUGACAAAUGAAGUCAUGGGGACUAAUGUUACUUUUGAUCCUAAUGAAAUAACGGCGCGUUCAUCGCCGUCUGAUGACGAUAAUAGUGUUAAAAAACAAUCUGUUUUAAGUAAAACUUUCAAUGGCAUUAACUUCAGUAUGGAGGAUAUAAUGGCACAAGCCAAUAAUGAAAUGAUAGCACAACUCAAUAACGAAGAAUUUCUAUCAGGGUCGAAAAUAGCUGAACAAUUAUCAGUUGAUGAAGCUCAUUGGCAACAAGAUCGUACAUUUUGUAUGCCUGUCAUGAAUACAGAAAAGCAGAAAUUAAAUCUUUCUUCUUUUUCUGGUAUCAUGGGACAUUUAGAUUUAACAUCAGAAUCUCGUGUUGGAGAGAAAUUAUCUAUCGGCCAAUACUUUGAACGUAAAUCUGCUGAUAUAGGAAUGUUGGAUAAUGAACAAGUAAGACCAAAUUUUGAACUUACUUCAGAAACUUCCACAAAAAGGGGAAAUUUAGAACCAUUAAUUGAGUCAAUUAACUUCACAGAUGCAACAUUAUCAACGGAAUCAAAGGAGGAAACAUUCGUUUCAAAUGCAACAAGAGACAUAGAUGAACGUAGUCUUAUAAGUUUAAGCACUAUUCUUAAUACUUUACAAAAUGUUAAUAGUGGCACUCCACGACGAUUAGUUGAUCAGAUUUUACUAGCACAGAAGAAAAAAAAUAGUCCAGUAAAGAAAAACGAUAUAACACAAGAAAUUUAUGCAUUGCCUUCCGAUAGAAAGUCUAUGCUAGCAACAACUACUGGGAAUUCCAACAAAUUUGAUGAAGAUGUUCUAGAAAAUCUUUCAACAAAAUUAUCACUGGAUAGUAGAACUAAUUGUACAACUAAAAAUGAAAUGACAAGUGAAACUGUUAAAAAUGAACCUAUUAGUGUGAAACAAGAAUGUUCGAGAAUGUUGUCAUUUGCUUCAAAUAAAAAUAUGAAUACAGUUGAAUCUUUAACAAAUGCAUAUGAAGGAAAAAUAGUAAAAAAGGAAGAAAAUAAGAAUGCGACUUGUUCGUUUAAUCAAAAUGCAGAAGCAUCAGAUGCUACAUUGAUUUUACAAAAUUCCAAAUUGUCCAAUGAAAAAUUUAUGUUAUUAUCUCACGUAUUAUCCAAAAAGGAUUUAAAAAAUUAUGAUGAAAGCUACAAUGAUUUAAAUAUACAAAGAAAAAAAAUGAUAGAAAAUGAUAUUUCUUAUAAUAAUAUAAUGGAUCCAUCGCUCUCUAUAAAUAUAAGUGCAGAAAUGCAACCUAAUUUAAACAGUGUUGUUAUUGGAAAAAAUACAGAACGAUUGUGCAAUUGCAUCAUUGGUAUAACAAGUGAAGUUAAUAUUGAACUUCGAAAUGAUGGAGAUAAAUGGAUUACAUAUUCUUUAGAAUUAAACGAUGUGCAUGGAGAUAUGCAAAGUAUUGAAUUAAAUAUACCUGAAUAUGAACAUUUAAUAGAACCUAAUGGGACGCAUUCUACAAUGAUCAAAGUGAAAGUAACACAAAUGUGUAAACAAAUAUUUGUAGGAUUAAAUAUAAUCUUAUCGGAUAUGGUGGCAAAAUCAAAAUGGUGUUUGAAGCACAUGAUUUGUGUUAAUCCAGAACACCUUAAUCUAGAUAUUAUAUGCGACUCUCCUAAACUGGAACUGGAUUUUCAAUAUAUUACGAUAAAUUCGACAAAAAUUCUACCUAUAAUAUUUCACAAUAAAAACAGUAUUGAUGUGCCUAUUAAGCUUUUUAUAUUACAUGAUGGACCGAAAAUAUUUAACAUUGAUGGUAUUUUUGAUAAGUCGAUAAAGCUAAAUGAUUCUCAUGUAGAAAUUACUCAUUUAAUACUAAAAUCUCACGAAAAAUUUAAAGCUAAUAUAAAAUGUGAAUUACAAUCUACAUUGAUAGGUAAGUUUCAGGACCAAUCACAAUACUGGAAAGGCAAACUAAUUAUACGUGUACAAUGCAGUGAUGGCAAUAUAUUAUUCCAGAAAGAAGUGCCUCUUUAUGCACAAAAAGGUACCUGUAAGAUUCAAAUCGUUGAUACAGAGGUACCAAUAAUCGUUCCAAGACAGCAGAGCAAGUUGCUACAUAUCAUUAAUACGGGGAAUGUGGCGACGCACGUAUCCGCCACUAUUGUGUCUAUUGAAGGAUAUCCAAACUCAGCACAUAAUUUUUCUAUAGAACCGGCUGAUAUAUUCUUGCAAGUUGAAGAAAGGAAUUCAUUCUCAAUUUUAUAUAAACCGCAAGUUUCAGCUAACUCUCUAGAUAAUAACAGUUGUGCAAAGGUGAAAUUAGUCGCCGACAACAAUGUUUAUUUUUACAUCAUAAAUACUGAACAAAAACUGGAAUCAGAAAACUAUUUACGUUGCCAAACACCCAGUAAUGUUGUAUCUUUAAGUCCAGCAAUAUCACCACAAAGUGUAACUUCUAAUAGAUCUGGACUUUGCGAUAGAAAUUCACCAAUCAGUACAGUAUCUAGUUUAGCUGUAGCAGGGAAUACAAUUCCGAUCAAAUCGACACAAUCUGCUCUAGUAUGGAAUAGUGUAAAAACAGGGAAGAAUGAAACUAAGGAAUUUACAAUCCGUAACACGAGUGAGAAUAAGAUUAAAAUUCAGAUAGACAUAUGGGAUGACAAGAAUAGUUUUAAGUUUCUUGGAGAUAGACAGACUUCCACUACAAGCAUGGUAUUGGCAAUGCACCGUCAAGAACUUAAAACACUAGCUGUUAUCUUUAGUCCGUAUCAUACAGGUCCAGUAACUGGAAAAAUCACUAUCAAACAUUAUAUAAGAGAUGACAGUGAUUCUCAGCAAUGCAAACGAAUACCUUUGUAUGGAUACGGUGGAUAUAGCAAGAUAAAAAUUUUAAAUAUAUUUAAAGAUGUGAGUGGAAAGAUGGGAUUAUCAUUUGGUUCUUUGUAUUCUGGAACAACAGUCUUGACCACAGAGAUUACACUACAAAAUACUGGGGACUUACAUUCAUUUGCUAAAAUCAAAGUUAUUCCAAAAGUUAUUUCUCCAACAAUGGAUUCUAAUUGGCAUAUAAAUCCCAAAGAAUUGAUUCUCAAUCCUAAAGAGACUCGACGAGUUAAAAUAGAAUUCUCUCCCAAGAAAGAAGAUUUCGCGAGAUUACAACGUUCAGAAGUGUCACAGGUUGCAACGAUAAACAUUACUUGGGGGGAUGAACCAACCCGCUGGAGAAUACGCAGAUUGUAUAAUAAAAUUAAAGAAUCCGAAAAUGAAAACGAGGCAUUCAAAAAUAUCGUUCAUCCUAUAUGUAAACCUUUCCCUGGGGAGCAACUAAUUCCUGGUUUAUUUUCGAUUCGUGAUUCCGUUCAAAACCUAAAUGAUCUUUGCACCGGAGUUCAUCAAUAUGAAAUAAUGCUUACUGUGGAAGCGUGUACUGACGAUACUUUGCCACUUCAUUAUGAUGCUGAUGAAUCGCAGAUGUAUCAUUCUUUAAGUGAAAUUACCCAUGUAGACGAAGCGGGUGGAGCAAGUUUUUUCGCUUCUCAAACUAUGGCGGAGCAUGAAACUCAGCAUUCCAGAUUACCGGAACAAUUCACAGUAACUCCGUCCACCGUCGUUCUCAAUCCUCCGCUACAGAACGAGGCAACUGUGACGAUUUUUAGUUUAUUAAAAAGAGACGAGCCAUUCCAAACCAAUGUGUCAAAUUCGAAUUAUAUCCGUGUCAUUCCCGCAGUAGGAAUGUUACAGAGCAAAAAAAACUUCCCCUUGAAGAUACAAUGUUCGCAAAGGAUAGAACGUAAUAUGCAGGCUUUACUUGAGAUUUUUACAGAGAACAACAAACAGGAAGUGUUCAUUAAAGUCGUAAAACGACAGUAAAUUAGAUGCACAAUUUUAUAAUCAGAAUAUUUAUUUAUAAUUAUUGUAAUUAAUGAAUUUUAUAUACAAGAGCGAUAUUUUUUAUCAAUGUAAUACCAAUUUUUAACGAA
Nylanderia fulva is the source of this 4781-nucleotide messenger RNA. Lineage: Eukaryota; Metazoa; Arthropoda; Insecta; Hymenoptera; Formicidae. The record is from RefSeq and is a predicted model, not a curated record.